UACAUCUUUUCUUUCAACAAAACAUCAUUUCUUUUGUUUAACCUAGUCCUAGCUAUGGGUUACUCCCUUGGUCUUUUCUGGUCGCAUCUUCAAUCUUUUUUGUCUUCUUUGCUAAUUAUCAUCCUUUGUAGCUUAACCUUUUUUAAGGGCUUGAGAUCUCACUUAAAUGAGAGGCCCAAACUACCCCCAGGUCCAAAACCAUGGCCAAUAGUUGGUAACCUUCCUGAAAUGCUUGCAAAUAAACCUGUGUUUAGGUGGAUACACAAUCUUAUGAAAGAAAUGGACACUGAAAUUGCAUGUAUCCGCCUAGGGAAUGUCCACGUAAUCCCAGUAACAUGCCCCACCAUUGCAUGUGAAUUUUUGAGGAAGCAUGAUGCUAAUUUUGCAUCAAGACCACUAAGCAUGUCCACUGAUAUAAUCUCUAGUGGCUAUAUGACAACAGCUCUUGUACCCUUUGGGGAUCAAUGGAGGAAAAUGAAGAAAAUGUCUGUCAACAAUUUGCUCUCUCCCCUAAGGCAUCGAUGGUUGCAAGAAAAAAGAGAUGAAGAAGCUGAUAACCUUAUGUUUUAUGUAUACAAGUACAAAAAUGUGAAUGGUUGUGGCCUUGUGAAUGUGAGAAAUGUUGCACAACAUUAUUGUGCUAAUGUGAUUCGGAAAUUGAUUUUGAAUACAAGGUACUUUGGAAAGGGUAGGGAAGAUGGAGGGCCAGGUUUUGAGGAAGUUGAGCACGUAGAUGCCAUUUUCACGAUGCUUAAGCAUAUAUAUGCCUUUUAUGUUUCUGAUUAUGUGCCGUGCUUGAGGAUGCUUGAUUUGGAUGGCCAUAAAGGAAAGGUAAAGAAUGCUACGAGGGUCAUGAAGAAGUAUCAUGAUCCAAUCAUUGAAGAGAGAAUCAAGAAAUGGAACGAUGGAUCAAAGAGCGUGGAAGAGGACUUGCUAGAUGUUAUGAUCUCACUGAAGGAUGUCAAUAAUAAUCCAUUGUUGACAUCGAAGGAAAUCAAGGCGCAAAUUAUAGAAUUCAUGAUUGCAUCAGUGGACAAUCCAUCAAAUGCAUUUGAAUGGGCACUAGCUGAAAUGAUAAAUCAGCCUGAAUUGCUUCAACGAGCCACAGAAGAAUUGGACAAGGUGGUAGGGAAGAACAGGCUGGUCCAAGAAUCUGAUAUUCCAAAUCUCAACUUUGUGAAAGCUUGUGCAAGAGAAGCUUUUCGCCUUCAUCCCAUUGUAGCUUUUAACGUUCCUCAUGUCUGCAUGAAGGAUACAAUAGUAGCCAAUUACCUAAUCCCAAAGGGUAGUCAUGUACUGCUAAGUAGAAGUGGUACUGGGAGAAACCCAAAAGUGUGGAAUGAACCUCUCAAGUUCAAACCUGAACGACACCUCAAUAGUGAUGGGUCCAAUGUCCUUUUGACAGAGCCAAACUUAAGGCUCUUUACAUUUAGCACCGGAAGACGUAGUUGUCCUGGACUGAUGCUUGGCACCACAAUGACUGUGAUGCUAUUUGCUAGGUUGCUUCAUGGCUUCACUUGGAGUGCACCUUCCAAUGUUUCAGCCAUCAAUCUUGCUGAGUCUAAAGGAGAUAUAUUUCUUGCAGAGCCACUUGUGGCAGUAGCAAAACCAAGAUUAGCUGCAGAACUAUACCCAUCUUUAAAUUAAGUGAAUAUAUAUAG
Messenger RNA from Abrus precatorius (Indian licorice), 1661 nucleotides. RefSeq names its product isoleucine N-monooxygenase 1-like. The transcript is spliced from 2 exons. Gene Ontology annotation, molecular function: oxidoreductase activity, acting on paired donors, with incorporation or reduction of molecular oxygen; monooxygenase activity; iron ion binding. The record is from RefSeq and is a predicted model, not a curated record. Bases 55 to 1647 code for a protein of 530 amino acids. NCBI's taxonomy places the organism in Eukaryota, Viridiplantae, Streptophyta, Magnoliopsida, Fabales, Fabaceae.